AUGGCGCCUCUGAAGUCUCGACAAAACCAUUCGCUUACCCCAUCGACUCCUCGGCACCCUAAAGGCCCGUCGGCGAAACCAGUUCCGGUAACUACUUCCAUCGACCCAAAAGUAUUCGGUGAGCUGUUUGCAGGAGCUGUGACCAUAUUCUUCUUUGCUGUCAUCUUCUGGAAGACAGGCAAGUUCAUACGAUCAUUCAACCGGCACAAGGUGCUAAGAGAAGGAAAAGCCGCUGAGGCUCGUUAUGCAAGGACAUGGUAUGGCUGGGUGUCACUCGAAACGCAUGAGAGAAACAAGAAUAUCUUCACAGGGAUCUUUUCACGAGUCCGAGAAUGGACCGCUUGGAAAUCGACUCGCACAGAUUACCGCUGGGUGUGGUGGGACCCUGGUCAGAAGGCGUUGGAAGAACGGCGCCAGAAUCGAAAACUACUUGCCUGGCUGCCAGAAUGCUUCAAAAGCUAUGACUUCAUCACAGCAGACGAGAUCUGGAAUACGGGGCCGCCCACACAGUGUCAUGGUGCAUUAUCCGACGACCAUUCUCAGUCUGUUUGGCCCACCAGAUCUAUGAGACAACGGCGUGAUUUAGACGACAGUCCACCCUCACGACAGUAUUUCAAGGACAACGAAGUCACUGGAAAGACAUUGAUCUCUCAACAAAUGUCUAAAUCUAGAGCGAAAUCAGUCCUAUCAACUCCUCAUGAACUUUUGGCGGAACAUCUGUCGGCCAACGCGAAGGACGCAAAGAAGUUAUCGAGGAUUUCGGUCAAAGUUCAGUCACUACCAAUAGUGAGACCAAAAUCCCAAGCUCUAACCGCACAUCGGUUAUCUUCAAUCAUAUGGCUUGACCGGACCACAUACCGGGACCCUUCAUUUUCGGAAUCAAGUAGCUUCAUGACGGCCAAAUUCACCAAUUCCUCUCAUUCGCACGGGAUGUCCAACACAUCAAUACGCACUAUUGACCCAAAGCCUCAUCAUCGCCACAACUGGCGUAGACAUCAAGUAUGGUCAGCUCAGAUGCAGCUCAAAGCCCCCAGACUUGUACUUCGUGGCCUUAGAGAUUCGUCCGGUCCUCCUGGAACUCCUCGGACUAGUUUCCUGGCCAGCUUCCUCUCCGAACAGAGUGCCUUGAGUCUUGUUCCUGAGCGACUAAAAAAAUGUGGACUCCAUCUCCUGAGAGGCUCAACUGGGAGAUUUUCUGUGGCAUUUAGCCCGGGAAAUACUGUAAGGAAACUUCACUCGACACGUGCGAAGCUUACAAGUUGGGGAAGAAUAAAGUACGACACCGCACCGACAAGGUCUCGGAUGUUGAUGAAUACUUCACCAACAGUCGACAAAAGGUUCUCCCAUCCUUGGCACACACUGUGGAAGUUGAAGCAGCCCUUACACUCGCGGAAUGCCCUUCACAACCUUUGGCCAUCCGCAGAAAUCAUCGCACAGAGACCCGGCUAUAACAUCAGUCAACCAAAGCCAGAUUUGGAAUGCCCCCAGCCUCCUUUCAAAGAACUGAGUGACUGGGAGAUGAGGCUAAUAGACGGUUUGGAUCGGAAACUGGUGUGGAAUUUUAACGAAUUCACCCCCGGUCAGAAGCCGUAUCAUUUUGCAUGUCUUGCCAAUCACUGGCUAAACUGGGAGACCUGGGUUGUAAUUGACCCUGUCUCUCGAGUCACUCAAAAUGCACGGCGGCAAUACGGAGAUCCGCGAUUCAAUGUCCCAUAUCCAGACCCAUGUUUGGAUCCUCGGCCGAAGUAUCCACUGGCUGUCCACAAGCGAGCAGACACUCGACGUAUCGACUCAUGGCGUGCUGCGAUCAACAGACAGAGAAGAGUAUGCGGACUCCAAGAUUUCGUCCGCUCGGUCGAGCUUUAUGAGGACUCAUGCGAUGAGCCCCCGGAUGGGAAAAUCGACCCUGCAUGUUGGAUCUUGCCAAAGCCUCCCCAGGGGUUUGAGAUGAGCACGAGGCAAAAGAAUGCAUGGUAUGAAGGAGGGGCAGGCUGGCAAGAGAAGCUUGAAGACUGGCAGCGAGUUCGCAGGGCUAUCGACUACAAAAAGCUUUAUGCGAGGGCCGCGUAA
Molecule: messenger RNA, 2070 nt
Organism: Penicillium maclennaniae
Lineage: Eukaryota; Fungi; Ascomycota; Eurotiomycetes; Eurotiales; Aspergillaceae
Exons: 1
Coding region: 1-2070 (689 amino acids)
Source: RefSeq, a predicted model, not a curated record